CUAGCAACGGGUCUCAGUAUAAAAGGCGGCGGCCGCGGCGUAGCCGGUUUUAUUCUGUCUCAUCGCGGCGUGUGGCGCUGGUCGGGAGGGAAGCUUCCUUUUUUUUUAAAUUAAUUUCUUCGAUGGACACAGUCUUCGUAAAUGUUUUUUAAGAACGAACAAGUCACAAAGGUAUUCCACGGCUACACAGAGAGCCCAGACCUUGCAUUGUAUCUUCGAGGGUUUAACUCGGUUGGAAAGCCACCUUGGCGAGACAGCUGAGUGCUGCUUUUAAAUAGAUUCCAUCUCUUACUUGUCCAUUUUGUUGCAUAUUGUGAAUUCCUGCUUUGCUCCUACAAAUCUCACAAUGAAUGACUUCAGCAAUGAUGAAUUUGACUUCACCUUCCUUGAAGAAGGAUUCAGUGCCAGAGAUAUUUUGGAAAGCAAGAUCAAUGAAGUUUCUCAGUCUGACGACAAAGAUGCUUUUUACGUUGCGGACUUGGGUGACAUUGUUAAGAAGCAUGUGAGGUGGCACAGAGUCCUUCCUCGAGUGACUCCAUUUUAUGCUGUCAAAUGCAACGAUGAUAAGGCUGUUGUAAAAACUCUUGCCACUUUAGGUGCUGGAUUUGAUUGUGCUAGCAAGAUGGAAAUUCAAUUGAUACAGAACCUUGGUGUUCCAGUUGAGAAAAUAAUCUAUGCUAAUCCAUGCAAGCAAUUGUCUCAAAUCAAAUAUGCAGCCACACAUGGGGUACAGAAGAUGACAUUUGAUAGUGAAGUGGAACUGAUGAAAGUAGCAAGAUGUCACCCAAGUGCAAAACUAGUUCUGCGCAUUGCUACUGACGACUCCAAGGCUAUUUGCCGCUUGAGCGUGAAGUUUGGAGCAACACUUAAAACUAGUAGACUUCUUCUUGAACGUGCCAAAGAACUGAAUGUUGAUGUUAUUGGAGUAAGCUUUCAUGUGGGAAGUGGUUGUACAGACGCACAAACAUAUGCCCAGGCUAUUGCAGAUGCUCGUUUUGUUUUUGAUAUGGGGGUAGAGUUUGGUUUCCAGAUGUACUUGCUUGACAUCGGUGGUGGAUUUCCUGGUUCAGAGGACACAAAGCUCAAAUUUGAAGAGAUUGGAGCUGUUGUCAAUUCUGCAUUGGAUAAAUAUUUCCCAACUGAUUGUGGAGUAAACAUCAUUGCUGAGCCUGGCCGGUUUUAUGUAGCAUCUGCCUACACGCUUUGUGCUAACAUCAUUGCCAAGAAGGUGGUCUUCACUGAACAGAACAGCUCUGAUGGUGAAGAUGAAGGUGAAAAUGACAGAACCAUUAUGUACUACAUAAAUGAUGGGGUCUAUGGAUCAUUCAACUGCAUACUGUAUGAUCAUGCUCAUGUGAUGCCAGUUCUCCUCAGGAAACAAAAAUCUGAUGAGAGGCUGUACUCGACCAGUAUUUGGGGCCCAACUUGUGAUGGUCUUGAUCGUAUUGUUGAACGUUGUGAUAUGCCAGAGUUGCAAGUUGGUGAUUGGAUGGUGUAUGAGAAUAUGGGAGCUUACACAGUUGCUGCUGCUUCAACAUUUAAUGGAUUUCAAAGGCCCCAAGUCUUCUAUGUUAUGUCAAGGCCAGCCUGGCAAUUAAUGCAGCAAAUUGAGGAGAAUGACUUUCCCACUCAAGCUGAGGAUCAUGCUGCUAAUACUAUAAUGGCAUCCUGUGCCUGGGAGAGUGGUUUGGAGCUGCUUUGUUCCUGUUCUACAUCAGCAAGAGUUAAUGUCUGAACUAUUGAUAUAAGGUUGAGCAGCCCAUUGGCGAUUAACUGUACAAGGAGGGUGGGGUAAAAAUAUUAAAUGACUGGCUUUGGGGGCCAGUCACUGAAGCAAAAGUUGUUUGCUUGAAUUUUAAAAUAUGCAUUAGUUUGUGUAUGCAACAAAAUGGUUGACUAAGAGAUGGGAUCACAUUCUAAAGUGUUCCUAUGGAAACUUGUUUAUACUUUUAUAACUUUGUAUUUUUAUUUGAUCUUUAAAUAAAAGAAUUUAUUAGAACUUAA
Molecule: messenger RNA, 2004 nt
Organism: Pristis pectinata (smalltooth sawfish)
Lineage: Eukaryota; Metazoa; Chordata; Chondrichthyes; Rhinopristiformes; Pristidae
Gene: odc1
Product: ornithine decarboxylase 1
Exons: 12
Coding region: 347-1735 (462 amino acids)
Cellular component (GO): cytoplasm
Molecular function (GO): ornithine decarboxylase activity
Source: RefSeq, a predicted model, not a curated record